Molecule: messenger RNA, 4260 nt
Organism: Spodoptera frugiperda (fall armyworm)
Lineage: Eukaryota; Metazoa; Arthropoda; Insecta; Lepidoptera; Noctuidae
Product: polycystic kidney disease protein 1-like 3
Exons: 10
Coding region: 382-1992 (536 amino acids)
Source: RefSeq, a predicted model, not a curated record
ACGGUCGGCUACGGACGUCUACGGCUACGCGCCGCGUCCGUAUUUUCGAGUACGGUCCGUUCGAGUUCUUAUCUAUUGUGCUUCUGUGACUUCAGUAUUUGUUCGACCGGUUGAACAAAUAUUUGUCUGAAUCGUAUUUUGUCGAGUUUCCUUUCGACGGUGGACGGUGUACCUACACGGAAUUGAACUUGUCUGUUUUGUUUUUCAAUUGAGUGGAACUUUUUGUGGAAUUUGUUUGGAGUAGUAAGUGAACCUGCUAGUGCCCAGAGACCUUUAAUAUUACUUUGGAAGACACUGCGGCUUAGCUUGGCUAUACAUACACAAUGAUGAAUCAAACGCGAGACGUCCGAAGUGAGGAGUGAACUGAGAGAAGACUCCAGCAUGCUUCACAGGACCUCAUCUUCACGUCGACGGCGCGCCUCCAGAAGUGCAGCCACCUCACCGCAAGCAAGGUCACCGAGAGCAUCAGCACAACCGUCUCGGCGAGCCUCCUUAGCAGCCACAGAAACCGACGAAGAAAUGGAGCCAACUCCACCUCCACAAAGAAGCCCACGGGCAAGCCUUGCGCCAGAUGUCGCGAUUGACUAUCAUCGGAGCCCACGACACUCUUUGGUCCCUGAAGUUAGAUCAGCCAGAAAUUCUAUAACACCAGAUACAGCUUUACAGCCGAGAAACACUCUGGGACCUUCUAGAAACAACUUAGCUGUCGAUAUGAAUUACGGAUCGAGACUAAGCUUAAAUCCUCAAGACUUCAACAGGAGUCCAAGAAACAGUAUUACUCCAGAUGCCACAGCUAGAAGCCCGAGACGAAGUCUGGUACCAGAGGGUACGUCAUGGAACCAGCCUCGUAACUCCUUGGUGCCAGACGUCGGUAGAAGUCCCCGCCACUCAGUAGCAAGUAUUCAAAUAGACCCAGCUCGGAGUCAGAAGGAUUUAGGUCCAAGUCCACGGACAAGUCCACGAGGCAGUAUAGGACCAGAAGCAGCGUUGAAAAAGGAGAUACAGGAAAUGAAUAGGAGUCCCAGGGGUUCUUUGAUUCCUGAUUCUCAACGAAGUCCUCGAGGAAGUAUUGCACCAUCAGAGAGGAGUGCGCGGGGAAGCUUAGUAACAGGUGAAGGCGAGGCAAGUAGGAUAAGCCCUAGGGGAAGCCUGACGUUGACGUUUCAAGAGCCUUUGGUGUCUAGAGAAAGACGAGCCAGUGAAGACAGUCAGACAGCAGCUACCCGUGGAAGAAGCGUGUCUCCCUACAGAUCCUCGGUGGUUGGCAGGCAGACAGGUACUGGGGCUCCUUCUGACCCUGGCUCACGUCGGGCCUCCAGUUCAGUAAGUCAGGUGUCAGGUGAUGAGCAGCGUCGUCUUUGCGGUGAGCAUGCCAAGUAUAGUGACAGGAGCGGCCUCGGCCUGGGCAUGGGCCUCACCACCUACGGCUCCGUGGCCUAUCAGCUCAAGGAUGCAAAUAUGGAAGCCUCUGGAACUGUCGACUUCAUCUGCAGAGCUGCCAAGAUUAUGAAUAGGACUAUUCUCAUGACCGUGUUCCUCGUCUUCCUGUCGACGCUACCUAUUUUAAUGGUGAUAAUGGGUGUCCACUACAUUCGGGAUUGUCCAGCCCAGCCUCGAAUACCAGUGUACAUGAUAGUAGGGGGCAUCAUGGGAGGGGCAGGUAUCUGUUGGCUGCUGUUUGCGCAGCUGGUCAAUAGAAACUCCAACACAUCAGCCAGCGUGGUUGAGAAGAUCCUCGCGUCAUUACUCUCAAUAUUUCUGCUGGUUUGGUUUGCGUUUGGCAAUUACUGGACCCUGCAAAUCAUGUGGCCGGACUACGCCCCGACGCUGUUCGAGCCGAACCAGUGGUGUCAUAAGACAUUGUACGUGUUCUCGCUGACUCAGCUGGGCGUGGUGUGGGGUCUAAUGGCCCUGGUCCUGCUGCUACUGCUAGCCCUCGCAGUUUGUCAGGUGUUCGGCUGCGGCUGGUUAGGGCCGCCAAGAUACAAGUAGCAACGGCGCAGCGUCGUGCUAGAGCUGUGGCACAGAAACAUCAAUAACACUAUGGACGUCGCGGGCGCCCUGCUGCCCUUCACUCAGGUAGUGCGGCCUGAGCUCACCAUCCACGUACAGGAGGUGCUCACUCAGGCCGACAAGGAAGCAGACGGCUCUAAGCCCAGGAACACGAUCCCAGAAAUAAACGAACCAAGUGAUAAAGACGAUGAAGUUAACCUUAAAAGUGUACAUAUUAACAAAAGUGCUAACGACAAUGGUAGUAGGAAAUACUGUGACAAAAGUGCUAAUGGUAAGAAUAGUGAAGUAAGAAGCUGCGAUGUGGUGACAAUGAAGAACCCAAGGAAGGGCAGCCCUGCCUGAUGGUUGUUGGUCGUGCUGCCAUCGCACGGCAAAAAGCAUGUACAUUUCGAAGCGACAGAUAAGAUAUAUUACUUCUGAAUUCUCACGGAUGAUCUUUCACUGUCGAGCUAAAUGUCGAACUAGUACUUUUUCUUGUUUAAUAACCAAACUUGUUCAUUCAAAAGUCAUGUCUAAAUAUCGGAAAUAAAGUCUAUAAUAGAGUGGGUGAAAGACAAAACUGAUGUCCUCUCAGGGAUUAGAAGUUAGUGCUUGGUAUAAUAAAGAAUAUCGAUUCAUUUCGAACUUGUGGUAAACCCUUCUAAAAACUGUUGAACUUUCAAAAUCAAAUAUAAAUGUCAAGUAUAUCGCUGUAGAAAUAGGACAAUGCUUUGCUUACAAAAGCUAAACAUUGUAUAUAAAUACAACCUACAAAAUAUACCGAUUUCUCCAGCGUUGCUUAGUACAUAACAAGAACCUUUUAAAUCAUUCACUCUACAAUCUAAAUAAAAGCUAAAAAGCAAACCUAUGUGACUGACAGCUGGAAUCCAGACUUAGGAUGAAGAUUUGAUUUUUUAAUAUAGCAUCUAUUCUUCAAGGAUUUAAAGUUGAAAAUACCGUGUUCGAUAUUUACGCUCGUCAGUGUACCGUUGCUUUGUCAGUGCUUGUCAACUCCGUGCUCAAACUGCUUUCUAUAUAAACAUACCUACUUCUUAUAGUAUAUCUAAAAUGUGCAUAAAUAUCAUUAUAGUAUAAAGUAUAUAUGUAUGUGAUAGUAGUUUUAAUUUCUUUAUACUUUGUCUUCAAAUGGUAAAUGUGCUGUUUCUUAAUCGUUAAGAUACAACGAAUAUUUAUUAGUGCUUUUUAUAUUGUAUUGUAAAUAUUUGUAUCAGUAGGUAUGUCAUAUCAGGUAACAUAUUGUAGCAUACAUAUCCUAUAGCGUUAUUAUUGUAUUGUAGAUAGAGCUCGGGAACGGAUUGGGUGGGAUAAAGUGGGUUUUUGUGACUCAAGUGAACCGUAAAUGGAAAUAUGUACAGAAUUAUUCGUGAAACUAAUAUAACAAGUAUUCAGUUAUAACGUAUUGAAAUAUUUAUAACAGUAUUGAUGUUAUCAAGCCAUUUUACCCUAUGAAUAUAAAGGUCCCAUUCAACCGUCCCAUGGGCAUUAUUGGACAUAUAUCGAGAAACACCAUUUAUAUCAUAGAUUGUAAUAUAAAAUAAAUAUUUUGUGUGCACCUAUUAUAUCUAUAUACUUAUAAAUUGUACUAAAUGUCUGAUUAUCGUAAGUGACACAGCCUUGUAGCGUCACUCGAGACAUUGUAAAAAGAGAUGGAAAAAGAAAUAAACAGACAUGAAUAAUAAAUGUACAGAGGAUAAUAUUUUAGAGGAAAAAUUUCACGUCAUUCACAGCUUGUCAUAAGCAAACAAAAAGCUCCCGGAAAAUGAUGGGCUCAUAAUUAAAUUUUCCCAAUUUUUACAAAGUCCCGAGUUUCGAUACAGAGUGUUCACGAAAACUGCAUGGAACAGGCUUUAAUAGAGACUUUAUGUGAAAACAUAUUUUUAUAGAAGAGGAAAUAUGGAAGAUAUGUUUAUAAAUAUUUGUAUUAAUGUGCUUUUAGGUACAAUUCUGAAUACAGCCAGUACAUAACGUAGUGGACUUUUGUAUUUACAUCAAACGAGUUCUUUUUUCUUUUAUACUCAUUGCUGCAUAUGAAAUAUUUUGUAUAAAUGAAAACUCUUUACAAAAAGGUAACUCUAUAGAUUUCUAUAGGCUUUUACAAAUGAAGAGUUGCUUUACUCUUUAUAUUUUGAAUUGGAAAUGGAAAAUACUUUCUUGAUACUGAAAAAGGGUCGUUGUAAAUGCUAAUAGAUUUUGAGUGAAUGAAAAUAUUUGUACCCAUGUACCUACAUAUGUCAAAAUCAUUUCUGA